UCCUGUCUUUCUCCAGGGUCAGUCUGUAGAUCACGACCAGUUCUCUUCAGACCCGUCCAUGUUGUUGGACCAGAAGCCUCCAGUGUACGGCCAGCAGCACCAGCAGGACCCCUCACCCGGCUCCCAUCUAGCCCAGAGAGGAUACCACGACCCUGGGUCCGGCAGACCCAUGCAGGACCCCCCACCCAGCUCCCAUCUAGCCCAGAGAGGAUACCACGGCCCUGGGCCCGGCAGACCCAUGCAGGACCCCACAGGGCAAGGCUUCCACCCCAUGGCUGGCCAGAUGGGCCCCAGACCAGGAUACCCCAUCAUGAGGAUGCAGCAACGACCAGGGCUGAGGCCCCAAGGGGUGCUUCCUAACCAGCCUAAUACACUGAGGUUACAGCUGCAGCACCGGCUACAGGUACAACAGAACCGACAGCCAAUGAUGAACCAGAUGAGUGGCGUGUCCAAUAUGAACCAACCUCUACAGUCCAACAACCCCAACCAGGGGACCAUCAAUGCUCAGAUGUUAGCCCAGCGGCAGCGGGAGCUGCUCAGUAACCAUCUCAGACAGCGACAACUGGAGCACCAGAGACAACAACAACAUCAACAACAGCAGCAGCAGAGGAACAUGGUGAUGAGAGCCCAGGGACUCAACCUACCUCCCAAUAUGGCCGCCGCCAACAUGGCCGCAGCUGCUGCAAGUGGCCUAUCAGGAGGGCUGAUUAACCCCCGGAUCCCCCAGACCACCAACCCCCAGCAGUUCCCCUUCCCACCCAGCUACGGUAUGUCCCAGCAGCCUGACGGAGGGUUUGGAGGACCCACCACGCCCCAGAGUCCCCUGCUGUCCCCCAGGAUGGUCCACGCCCAGUCUCCCAUAAUGCAACAGCAGGGCCAGGGCAAUGCCGCAUUCCAGGGCUUGCCUGACAUAAACGGUUGGCCCCCGCAGGGGAACAUGGGAGGGAACAUGGGAGGGAACAGGUGA
Molecule: messenger RNA, 967 nt
Organism: Salvelinus sp. IW2-2015
Lineage: Eukaryota; Metazoa; Chordata; Actinopteri; Salmoniformes; Salmonidae
Product: nuclear receptor coactivator 2
Biological process (GO): cellular response to hormone stimulus; positive regulation of transcription by RNA polymerase II
Cellular component (GO): nucleus
Molecular function (GO): nuclear receptor binding
Source: RefSeq, a predicted model, not a curated record